Molecule: messenger RNA, 1478 nt
Organism: Lycium ferocissimum
Lineage: Eukaryota; Viridiplantae; Streptophyta; Magnoliopsida; Solanales; Solanaceae
Product: stemmadenine O-acetyltransferase-like
Exons: 2
Coding region: 135-1367 (410 amino acids)
Source: RefSeq, a predicted model, not a curated record
UCAACUAUACUACCCAUAAUAUCAUCCUAUAUAUAGAGCAUUGUGAAAACACUCUUCAUUUUUUGGUACAAGCCAUUUAAAAGUACAACUAGUUAAAAUAACAAGUUGUUUAAUUUUGAGAGGAUCAUAAAGGCAUGGAAGCCAAUAAGGUGGAGAUCAUAUCGAAAGAAAUGAUCAAACCAUCAUCCCCAACUCCUUCACCUCUUAGAAUUCACAAACUAUCACUUCUUGAUCAAAUCUCACCUCCAGUUUUCAUCCCUCUAAUUUUCUUCUACCAACAUCACAACAAUAUCAAUCGUGCCACAAAGUUAUUAAAACAAUCUCUAGCCGAUGCUUUAACGCGAUUCUACCCAUUGGCUGGAAGGCUCAAUAAUGAUAACAAAUAUUCCAUUGAUUGUAACGAUGCUGGAGCCGAGUUUAUUGAAGCUCAAGUUCAUGGUUAUAACCUCUCACAUAUUAUACAAACUCCAAAGAUGGAGGACUUAAGAGAAUUCCUCCCGCGAGUACUAGGAAAUGACGAUGAUGUCCUUCUAGCAGUCCAAGUUAAUUUAUUUGAUUGUGAUCAAGGGAUUGCAAUAGGGGUGUGCAUGUCACACAAAGUUGGUGAUGGCUCGUCCAUAGUGACAUUCAUCAAUGCAUGGGCAGCCAUUACCCGAGGGGACGUCGAAAUUGUGCAACCUAAUUUUAACCUAGCAAGGACUCUUUUCCCGCCGAUAGACUUGUCUAAUUCGAAUUUCAAACCAUCCAUAGGGAUGAAGAAGGAAAAGCUGAUGACGACGAGGAGAUUUGUUUUCGACAAGGAAAAGCUUGAUGCCCUCAGGAAAUCAGCUUCUUCAAGAUCACAAGUGAAAGAUCCCACUCGUGUGGAAGCUCUCUCAGCCUUUGUAUGGAGGCACUUCAUGAAAAAAGAUUCUAAAAAGAUGUUUGCUGCAGUUCAUGCGGUGAAUAUAAGGUCAAGAAUGAAUCCAACCAUACCGGACAACUCCUUUGGGAACUUAUGGACAGCUGCACUAGCAUUUCCAGAAAUGAUGGCAAGUACUAAUGAUGAUGAUUUGGUGUACCAGUUGAGAAAUGCAAUAAAGAAUAUCAAUAGUGAUUAUAUUAAGAUAUUACAAAAUGGACAAGAUUUUCUGAAACAUAUGGGGAAAUUAGUGGAGAUGUUUUCAAAGGGGGAAGUUGAGUUUUGUAAUUUUACAAGCUGGUGUAGGUUUCCUGUGUAUGAAGUGGAUUUUGGAUGGGGAAAGCCAAUAUGGGUAUGCACUACCACUUUUCCAUAUGAGAAUAUGGUCAUAUUUGUGAGUACAAAAUGUGGAGAAGGAAUAGAAGCAUGGGUUAAUAUGCUCGAGGAUGAUGAUGACCUUAUUUAAUUUGAAGUUUCGAUAUGAUUUAGCCACAACAUUUUUUCUAUUAAUUAAUGUUUUAGAUAUAAACUGUGUGUUAAAGAAUAAGAUGCAAUAAAAGUGUGGAAUAUUAUUGUC